Messenger RNA from Juglans regia (Persian walnut), 830 nucleotides. RefSeq names its product ubiquitin-like protein ATG12. Lineage: Eukaryota; Viridiplantae; Streptophyta; Magnoliopsida; Fagales; Juglandaceae. Gene Ontology annotation, cellular component: Atg12-Atg5-Atg16 complex; phagophore assembly site membrane; cytoplasm. Gene Ontology annotation, biological process: autophagosome assembly; nucleophagy; C-terminal protein lipidation. The transcript has 5 exons. The coding region runs from base 317 to 583 and encodes 88 amino acids. The record is from RefSeq and is a predicted model, not a curated record.
AAAGAAACAGCACGACUUUUCCUGUGGAACCAUUACCGAACCAACCGAGAAGAAAGAGAGAAAAGACUUGCAUUAAAAGCCCAACUUACUUUCAAAUGCAACCUGAAUCUUAUUUUGUGGAAGCCCCAUUUGGAGGACUUCAUCAAAGAUAGCGUUGCCCUAAAAACAAGGAGCGAGGAAUCCUACCAUGGCGCGGUACGGCCCAAAGAAUAGCCGUAAAUAGCCCAGAAACUGUGGAAGCAUCAGUAAAUGCAGACUGCGGUUAUCUCCAAGUCCCGACCCCAAAUUCGGUGUUUGUUUGUUUCAGAAAUUAACGAUGGCCGCUGAGUCCCAGUCUCCAAGUUUUGCGCGGAAAGUCGUUGUUCAUCUCAGAGCCACUGGCGAUGCCCCUAUACUCAAACAAGCCAAAUUUAAGAUACUUGGAACUGAAAAGUUUGCAAAAGUGAUUGACUUUCUUCGGCGGCAGCUUCAUCGGGAAACAUUGUUUGUUUAUGUCAACAGUUCGUUCGCACCAAACCCAGACGAAUUGGUAAUCGAUCUGUAUAAUGAUUUUUUACCUUAUUAUUUUCAAUUCCAAAAUUGAAUAAUUAGCAAGAAUUGUAGAGGGAAAGGGAGGUGCAAGUUACUGGCGAGAUAAUGUUUGUUUUUCCUAAUAAGCAAGGAGCUGAAAUCCUAGUUAUUUUUGUAUAUUGUUUUUGUAAUGUUAGUAAUAUUGUCUUUCCCUGAAAUGUCACAUUUGACUGUGAAUGUCCAAUUUAGUUUAUGUGCUUAUCUAUUAAAUGUUCAUGGCUAGUGUACAUGUCACCAUGACUCAAUUAUCUUCUGGGACA